Molecule: messenger RNA, 1784 nt
Organism: Suillus fuscotomentosus
Lineage: Eukaryota; Fungi; Basidiomycota; Agaricomycetes; Boletales; Suillaceae
Exons: 4
Coding region: 323-1459 (378 amino acids)
Source: RefSeq, a predicted model, not a curated record
AAGUGGUAUAGGUAAUUCCGAGCUGGACGGUUUCUUAUCCUUUUGCGCUGAAACUUGUAAAUAUUGCCCUUGCAAGUUGGAACCAAAUCAUACAUGCAAGGAGGCUUGGGCCAGACGCUGCAGUACGUCAGAUAAGUUGUGCCUCUAAAUCGGAUGACUGUACGGCGGAUAACCGGGUAUUAUUGACUGCGAGUUCGACGUUCCACUCUGAACCUCUAACUGGCCCCUGCGACAAGCAAUUACUGGUCCAUCGCCGUCACAUAUAUCUAGAAACUGCAGAUCGGAGUCUAGCAAUUCAGAUCUCAGCUGAUGAACCCUCUAGAUGUCUUUCGUUCCUCCUGAACUUGUCUUAUGCAUCUUAGAACACGGGUACUACACCUCGCUACGCACCCCAAACUAUACCCUCCUCAAAGCUGCUGCGCUGGUGUGCAAGACCUGGUCAGGACCUGCACAAACCUUACUCUUUCGUUGCGCCACAAAACUUGAGCAACACAAUAUCUCCAUAUUUCCCUUAGGUGAAUGUGUACGAAUCCUUGAAAUAUCAAUCGGGGGAACUUCGAAUGGGGGACUUGGAUGCAGUGCGGAUGACUUUGUAAUCCUUCUGCAAGCUUGCCCUCAGUUGUACGAGCUCGCGCUGAGCAUCACCGGAUUACACGAAUUCGAGGAGGAGAUACUACAGAAGCUGGGAGAUGUAGGGAGGAAAUUAAAAGCGCUUACACUGGUGCAGUGUGGACUUCAAUCGCCCAUCCUUUUCCAAUUGCUCAAGAUAUGGAAUAACAUCCAAUUUCUCAAAAUUGAAAAGGAGAUUGCGGCGUGGCCAUGGCGCACUGCCACUACACCGGUUCUGCGGAGGAAUACCGAUGCUGAAGAGUUGGCACACCGACCUGGUGCAGAGGUCUGCUUGUAUGAGCUUGCGCUGUCGAGGUUUCCAACGCCAGAUGUUUUAACCUGGUUGCUUGAAUCAUCCGCCGACUCCCUCCGCAUCCUAGAGCUGCGAGAUAUACCAGGACCCACGCAUCGACCUAUUCUUUCUCUCCACGCGCCGCGACUCCGCUCCCUCCGUCUCGGGUACUACAAUAUCUAUUCUGCUGCUCUGCUCCGUAUGUGCACUGCUCUCGAAGAGCUAGUAAUUUACCAUGUGCCCACACAUUUUCCACUAGCACCCGACCUCCCGCCCACUAUCGAACACCUUUCUUUCAGAAAUCCCAAUCACGUUUACCGUAACACGCUCCAGCCUAUCAUCGAAGCAGUGGAUGCGCUUCCAAGCCUCAAAGUCCUGACGUGUGACAAGAACGCGGAGCAGCUGGUUGGAGAUUAUGAGAUAUUGAAGGCGAAAUGUAGAAUGAAGGGUACAGAGGUUAUCGUAUCAGAUAUACCGUUCUGGGUGUAUGAGGACCCUGUCAAGGUACACCGUUUUCCUCGAACUCGUUCUGUGUCGAACUUCGACGCGAUGUUGUAAACACGAGAAAGAACCCAAGAAACUGCCGGCGCUUAUUUUUUGUGGCUUAAAUCACUACAUUAUGGGCAACAUCAUAUAGUCGGAACCCCUAUGGAAGAUUUGUGACAGGCUAUCUCAACACGUUGGUACGGGUUUAUGUAGAUCUCAUUCAUCGCGAAUAUUGGAGGGCUGCAAAUCUGUGCGUCAAGGACUUGACAGUUUGUAAGGUUCGUAGUCUUUGAAGGGGAUACUGGAGGAAGGCGGCGGCAGACAAGUAUCUACAGACUACAGUAUGUCACCGAUGACUUCAAUUUUGUGUGACGGUCACACCAAAUAGCUUCGAUUC